Messenger RNA from Colossoma macropomum (tambaqui), 1077 nucleotides. RefSeq names its product V-set domain-containing T-cell activation inhibitor 1-like. Bases 1 to 1077 code for a protein of 358 amino acids. Lineage: Eukaryota; Metazoa; Chordata; Actinopteri; Characiformes; Serrasalmidae. The record is from RefSeq and is a predicted model, not a curated record. The transcript has 5 exons.
AUGGAUUUAUUACUGUUCUCUGUGCUGCUUCUGGCUGCUGGACUUCAAGGUCUCCAUGUUGAAGGCCCCUCCGGUCCUCUGGUGGUCCCGCUGGGGGGCGCUGUGCUGCUGCCGUGUUCUGCUCAGGACCCCCUCCCUCUGGAGGGUCUCAGAGUGGAAUGGAGCAGAACAGACUCAGAGUCUGUAGUGAACGUUUUCCAGCAGAAAGAAAUCAGAGCAGAGCUGCAGAGUCAGAGCUUCAGGGGCCGAGCCGACUUCUUCCCAGAGGAGAUAUCGAGAGGGAACUUCUCCAUCUUACUCAGUGACGUCACACCAGAAGAUGCUGGAGUUUACAGGUGUGGAGUUUCCUCCAGUCAGGACUACAGAGAGACCACAGUGGAGAUUAAACUGAGUGAGCAUUUGGUGGUGAGGGGAGCGCUCCACCCCAUCUUCACCUCAGUGGGUGAGGAGGUGAUACUGAGCUGCUCCGUAGACUCACAGAUUCCAGUCCACCAGCUGGAGGAAGUGACCUGGAAAAAAUACCCAGACAUCCCAGUUCUGCUCUUUCAAGAAAACCAGACCUUCUCAGAGUUUUCUCACGAGAGCUAUCGAGAACGAGCCGAGUUCUUCACGACUGAAAUCCCUCGAGGAAACUUCUCACUGAGGCUGAAGGACGUUAGGAUGGAAGAUAAAGGAGAAUUCAUCUGUGAAGUCCACACUGCUGACCUUUCAGGACAGACCACAGUGAUCAUCCAGCAAAUAGGUUUCUCUCCUCUCCACGUUUUCAUCCUUCUGCUGUGUUUCACUUCAUUAACACUCGCUGUCGGACUCGGAAUCCCUGUUUUUAUCUUCCUACACAAACAAGAGCAGCAGGUCUGGCUCUAUGCCAAAGACCUGCCUCUAAGAGUUGUGUCCCGCAAACUUGCUCCGUGGUAUGUGGGGCCCUUCAAGGUGGUGCAGCAGGUCAAUCCAGUGUCCUACUGGCUCCUCCUCCCCUCCCGCUCCUUGUCCACAAACCUGACCUUCCACAUCUCUCGCCUCAAGCUGGUCCUCUGCAGCCCCUUGCUCUGGCCCCUGCCUCUCAGCACAUUUGGUUAG